Messenger RNA from Pyrus x bretschneideri (Chinese white pear), 999 nucleotides. RefSeq lists its product as uncharacterized. The transcript is spliced from 2 exons. The coding region runs from base 73 to 753 and encodes 226 amino acids. The record is from RefSeq and is a predicted model, not a curated record. Lineage: Eukaryota; Viridiplantae; Streptophyta; Magnoliopsida; Rosales; Rosaceae.
GUCGGCCUACCCAAAAAAAUCCCUCCCCCAUCAUUCAUCUCUCCCUCUCUCCCUCUCCUCUGCAACAACAAUAUGACAACAAGUAGCAAAGGAAACAACAACGCAGCAUCAGUAGUCCAAGUCCAAGAGCAAGCAGCAGGUAGCCAUGAGUGCUGCAUGUGUGGGGAUUUUGGCUUCUCCUAUGAGCUCUUUCUUUGCAAGGUUUGCCAAUUCAGAUCUCAGCACAGAUUUCCGAUGUGCAGGUACUGCAGCAAUCUUUACCCGAAUGCUGAGUCCUACAGAAUCUGCAAUUGGUGCCUCACCCAGAAGGAGGACACAAAGGAAAAGUCCCCGAACUCCUCAAAUUCUUCAUCCUCAUGCAAAAGGGAAUCCCAAGAUCAAGACCACCCAAUUACCAAGAUCAGCAUCAAGAAAAAGAUUUCAUCAAAAAACAGUAAUAAUCCAUAUGGUGGGUGUCUGAGGGGCACUAUGCAGCUGCAACCAAGCGGGCCCAUCAAGAAACAGAGAUCACUUGAUCUUCAUCGUCAAUCAUCAGCAAUAUCUCCAUCUCCAUCACCAUCUCCAAAAUCUGCACCAGUUGUUACCAGAAAGAGGAUCAUCACAAAUGCGGCAAAGGAGGCUGAGAGGAUCAGGAGGACAAGGUCAGAGGGCAUAUCAAACAUAAAAAACACAAGCACUAUUGGGAUCACAAGGCAAGUCUUCAGGAACAAGGUCAGAAGGUACAAGCUUUUGGAUGAAGUUUCAAGUCAAUGACUUGUUGGCUACAGCUAGCUAUAUAUUCCAAUUUCUUCUCUCUUUUAUUUUCUUUUUGUUGUACAUACAAAUAUAAAUACAGAUAAAUGUGAUGGAGGAGACCAGUGGCAGGCGUAAUUUAGUAUGAUAUAGUAAAUUGUAAUUUUCAGUUAAUGUAGAAACGUAAUAAGAGAACUCUGUGGUGGAUUGUGGUGGAUUCUGUAUAAUCAAGUUCUUUUUAAGUUAAAGAACGUACUUCAUUGUGUA